AUGGGACGCGACGGGGCGAAGCUCUUCCAUUCCUUCGAUUGCCUGCCGCUGCCGCUGGCGUUUGGCGACUGCCGGUGGCGAUGCUUUUGUGUGUGCGCUGCCUACUCGCAAUGCGACCUCGCGACAGCCACUGAGAGGAGGGGCGGGCGCAUUGCGGACACGUAUGUAGGAAGAAAGGCGACGGCGCAGGCGCCUGCAAAAGGCUUAGAAAUGAGCGACGUGUAUUUCCACAUCCGGAGAGCUGAAAAGAUCGGCAGCCCCGAUUGGCGCGCCCCCGGGCCUUUUUACCGUUCCUUCGUCUUUACUUGCCCGCCCAACUCGCCUGCUUUUGGCUACUGCCAGGGUUCUCCGUCCUGGACCCCUGACUCUCUGCGGAGCGACAGAGAGCUGGGGUACUACUCGAGUACACAGUGUAACGGGCUAACUACGGUACCGCCGCUCGCCUGCACCUUUUGCUCACACCACCACUCACCCUAUUCCUCCACUGUUGAUGAUGAAUCUCCCCCGCCGCUGUGA
Molecule: messenger RNA, 516 nt
Organism: Aplosporella prunicola CBS 121167
Lineage: Eukaryota; Fungi; Ascomycota; Dothideomycetes; Botryosphaeriales; Aplosporellaceae
Exons: 4
Coding region: 1-516 (171 amino acids)
Source: RefSeq, a predicted model, not a curated record